GGACCAGGUGGCGACGUUGUGGGUAGAAAAGCGUUCUGCAGAAGAAAUAUUUUAUUGCCCAUCAUUUAGUUGUUUAUUUAAAUUGAAGCACUAGAAUGUCAAGAAAAAGCGUGCUAACCGAUGAGCAGAGCAAAUUAAAUUCUCGAUUAGAGCCACACUUAAUUUUUAUAUGCCCUGAAUGCGGCAAAGCGUUUCGUACACAAGCCGAGUGGCGACAGCACUUGAAUACGAAGCAUGAUUACCUAAAGAAGACCUAUUCGGAUUUCAAUUUUAUUCAAAUUGAUGAAAAUUUUCACGAGUGCCAGCUAUGCUUCAAAUGGGUGGAGAAUGCACACAAGACAAUUGCUCUGUUGCAGUAUCAUUAUUUUAUGCAUCUGGAUCAUUGUGAAACAUACAAAUGUGUACACUGUCAACUGUCCUUUACACGGCGACGAGCAAUAAAUGAUCAUUUGAUGUCCACGCACAUCAAGCAGAUCGAAAAGUAUGAAUCAAAGGUGAAAAUAGUGAAACGACAGCCAGGGAAGCGCAAUGAUUUGUUGCAAAAGGCGCUGAUGGACAUUGAUUUAAAGCUUGAAGAUCAAGACGAAGCAUCAUCAGCAGCAUUGACCACAAGUAAAACCAAUCCCAAACCCAAUGCCAAUGCGAGUGAACAGGCUUUAGAUCGCUGCUUAAAUGCCUACGAGGAUUUUGUGCGAAAGGAGGAGGAAGCAGACCAGACACCGGAAGUGAAAGAUGAAGAGGAGUUGGAUGCACUCUGCAAAGAGUUGUUUGAGGAACGCCCAGAGGUCACUGAGAAAGUAACAAAACAAAAGGAAGUGGUAACUAUUGAAAUUGAUGCUGUAGGCGAAGAGGAAAUGGAUAAGCUAAAAAAUGGAAUGAAAAGUGAUCAGGAUACGGAAACAGAUGUGACGCCGCCAAGCAAACGAAAACGUAAAUACGUCACACCAAAUCAGGAUGUCGAUAUCGAGCUAUCUAUCGAAGGACUCUCGAAAUUAGUGUCGUAUUUGUGUCCAAAGUGCGGCAAGGAAAUUGUCUCUAUGGAGGAUUGGCGCAGACAUGUUUUCAAGAAGCACGACUUUGAGCACUUUAUUGAGAACAGCUUUCAGAUUAAAGAUGGCCAGAGCUUAUGUCUGCAAUGUGACGAGGUGCUGAACACCACAAAACGUUCUGAAUUGCAGAAGCAUUGCUUUAAACAUCUGCCAUUUCGAUCGUAUCUAAAGUGCACUCUUUGCGAACGCACCAAAACGAACAUGUCCAAGAUGUUCCAUCACAUACGCUACAAUCAUCAGAAGGAAUUACAACGCAAAGAUAAGACCCAGUUGCUUAUAAAACCAGAGCCAAAGGGGACGACGCCACAUGCAGCUAAAAAGCUGGAUAGUCCUGAGUCCUAUCAUCGAAAUGCUGAUCAGGAUGAAGAACGCAUGUGUAAAUUUUGCAAUAAAACUUUUAAAACAGUCUGGCGUUUCGAGCGUCAUGCAUUGUUAUGCAGGGCUCCGGGAGCGCUGAAGAUUCCAGCAAAAACAGACACAACAACUGCGGAUGCGUUGCUCCAGCAUUUGCGUGAAGGACAAAUACGUAUGAAUAAAAUAUGGAAACAAAUGCAAUUGGAGGUGUCUUAAUUUGCUGGUUAUGUUAAACUUUUAUAAAUAUGAUAGUAAUUAAAGAACCAAUAUAUAUAUA
Molecule: messenger RNA, 1680 nt
Organism: Drosophila innubila
Lineage: Eukaryota; Metazoa; Arthropoda; Insecta; Diptera; Drosophilidae
Exons: 2
Coding region: 96-1619 (507 amino acids)
Biological process (GO): regulation of transcription by RNA polymerase II
Cellular component (GO): nucleus
Molecular function (GO): sequence-specific DNA binding; DNA-binding transcription factor activity, RNA polymerase II-specific
Source: RefSeq, a predicted model, not a curated record